AUGAAUGCGACGAAACGGAAAUUCAAUGCCAUUAUCCAGGGCAUUGGAAAUAGGCCCUCGUCACCGGCUAGCAACGCUUCAAAAGACGAGAGCCCGACGCCUCGAGGCUCGAUUCCAUCAGCACCAUCAACUCCGGGCUCCAUGAGUGCCGACGCAGACCUGCUGUCGAAGCGCCGCCGUGUGGGCAUCCCCGGCUCGACGCUCGAAACAAAGGGGCCCACCUCGAUAUCAAACGUUGUGCUGCGAAAAUGGAACUCGACCAAGAAACAGCCCGAGGCCCAGCCCCAGCCGAGAGCUCGUAAACUGGGCGCCCAAGCCGGACCGGACGAGAAACUGGUAGACAAGUACGCGGAGCUCAUCGUCGAGGCCCACCAGGAGGACUGUCUUUGGAAAAAGCGAGGAUGCGAAGACUCUUUACUACGGAUAUCAUUCAGCAACGCGACUGCUAAUCUCGAGUCGCUCCGGGCCAGAUACGACGAACUCUGCGCGAGGAAACCGUUUCUUCCCUAUGAGUUCAACCUAAAACUUCCGGAAGAGAUUGACGUUGACGCGCUUCUAUCGCAGCUCCCAACUGAUUUCUUUUCAAAUCCGCCACCACCCAAGGAUACCUCGGACCCAGCAUCACCGAACAGAGCGGCUCUUGUCCUAGCACACAUGGGAUGGCAGGGACUAUCCGACCCGCGCAUAGGCGCAGUGCCUAACUCGGCGUCAUGCCACAGUUGCUUGCGGCGACUGGGAUUAUGGAUGUUCAAGAGCAAAGAAGUCGGCCCGGACAACGAGGUUAUUGUGCCGGCCCCCAUGGAUCAUUUAGAUCCAAUCAAAGAACACCGCUUCUUCUGUCCCUGGAAGAACGCCCACACACAACAGCUGUCGAGCUCGCGGUCUAAUGCUGAUCGCGAUUUCCCGGCCUGGAAACUGCUUUCUCAAUCCCUCCGAAAUGAGGCGUACCUAAGGGGGUGA
Parascedosporium putredinis is the source of this 960-nucleotide messenger RNA. The record is from the annotation of a GenBank genome assembly. Lineage: Eukaryota; Fungi; Ascomycota; Sordariomycetes; Microascales; Microascaceae.